Messenger RNA from Venustampulla echinocandica, 1020 nucleotides. RefSeq lists its product as uncharacterized. The coding region runs from base 1 to 1020 and encodes 339 amino acids. Gene Ontology annotation, molecular function: arylformamidase activity. The transcript has a single exon. The record is from RefSeq and is a predicted model, not a curated record. Lineage: Eukaryota; Fungi; Ascomycota; Leotiomycetes; Helotiales; Pleuroascaceae.
AUGGACAACCAACAAAGCCUUCCUUGGGAUCCUAACAGCACCAUAUUUCCUCUCAGAAAAGAGCUUCCCCAACUCCUUCAUGCACCGAAAGACGCUGCCUGGAUCUGGGGGCCCGAUGACAACCUCGGCCGUCUAAAUCUAUUGACUCCAGCCCGCGUGGCUAAGGCUGCUACCGAAAUUGUCACUGGCGAUAGUGCACGCGUUGACCUGCCCCUUAAUUUGCCUCUACAGCCAAGCUGGGGGCGCGAACGCUUUGAACACACCAUCAAAGUGGUCGAUGGUGGGGCUGGACAUGACGAUCUCUAUGCCCUGAACACCCAGUCCGGCACCCAGUGGGAUGGAUUUCGACAUGUCGCGCAUAUGCCGGCCAAAGUCUAUUACAAUAACACGACCGCUGAAGACAUUACCGGCCCGGCAUCUACCCCUGAUAAGUGUGGCAUCCACCACUGGGCGCGACGCGGUAUGGUCGGUCGAGGAAUCUUACUCGACUAUCGAACCUACGCAGAAGGUCAGGGUCAGGUCUAUGAUUCUGCUAGCGGGCAUGGCAUCACUUUAACAGAGUUGGCGGCAUGUGGGAGAUCCCAGGGGCUGGAUAUCCGCCCUGAGAGCCAGGGUGGUGAUAUCCACGUAGGAGAUUUCCUCUUCGUCCGCUCAGGUUGGGUCCAGGACUACUAUGCACGCUCGGAAGAGGAAAACACCGCCAUCGGUUUGCGUGAGAAUCCCGCCUGGGCCGGGGUGAUCCAAGGCGAGGACAUGCUGGACUGGCUGCACGAUUGCUAUUUUGCAGCUGUGGCGGGUGAUGCGCCAGCUUUUGAGCGAUGGCCCUCGCCGCCAGGGACACGAAAAAUGCAUGAGUAUCUGUUGCCGUUAUGGGGAGUUCCGAUUGGGGAGAUGUUAGACUUAGAGGGCGUUAGUUCUCUAGUAAAGAAACAUCGACGAUCGACUUUUUUCUUUAGCUCGGCCCCAGCCAACUGUCCAGGCGGAGUUGGAAGUCAUGUCAAUGGCACAGCAAUAUUCUAA